Hyla sarda is the source of this 3106-nucleotide messenger RNA. It is a transcript of the gene TRMT11, whose product is annotated as tRNA methyltransferase 11 homolog. Bases 137 to 1576 code for a protein of 479 amino acids. NCBI's taxonomy places the organism in Eukaryota, Metazoa, Chordata, Amphibia, Anura, Hylidae. The transcript is spliced from 13 exons. Gene Ontology annotation, biological process: methylation. Gene Ontology annotation, molecular function: nucleic acid binding. The record is from RefSeq and is a predicted model, not a curated record. Gene Ontology annotation, cellular component: cytoplasm.
UCAUCCAGCGCAGACAUCUCCCCCGGUACACACUGACAGCCACAGCCGCUCCCACCCGCAGCUCAGACCCCAGGCUCCACCCAUUUCCCGCCCUCAGUCAGCACUUCCGGCUCCUCCUUUGACGUCACGAAAAAAGAUGGCGCUGUCCUGCAGGAGCGGUGCUGCCCUGAAGAAGUACCUGCUGCUCCUGGCCCAGGAGAACUGCGAGUUCAGGCUACCGGAAAUUCAGUCUCUUCUCUCACUUUAUGGGGGCAACGUGAAUAAUAUUCAAGAAAACCAUGGAACGUCUCCUUUCUGUGUUCUUAAUAUCCCAUGUGAAGACCUGGCAAGAAAAAUAAUGUGCAGGACUGUAUGUGCAAAAUCACUCUUUGAGUUGUGGGGUCAUGGAAAAUGCCUGAACGAGCUCAAGCUAUCGAUCCAGAGUUAUCCGUUGGAAAAGAUGGUCCCCUAUCUACAGCCCAACUCAACAUACAAGAUAUGCAUCAACAGUUUUAAUAAAACUUUGACUCAGAAAGAAAAAGUUGCAAAGAUAGACGCAAUGGAGUUCAUGCCAUUUAAAGGGAAAGUCAGUUUACAAAAUGCAGAACAUAUAUUCUACUUACUAGAGGAUUAUGGACCAGACCCAAAUACUGCCCCCCAAGAUCCUCUGCAGAUCUACUUUGGCCGGUGGAUUGCAGAUGGACAAAGGGAUCUUAUCAAUUCAUACAGUGUGAAAAAGAGGCACUUUAUUGGGAACACAAGCAUGGACGCGGGACUUUCUUUCAUCAUGGCAAACCAUGCAGGAGUUAGGCCCAAUGAUUUAGUGUUCGAUCCUUUUGUUGGCACUGGGGGUCUUUUGGUACCAUGUGCACACUUUGGGGCUUAUGUAUGCGGCACAGAGAUUGAUUACAACACAGUCCAUGGACGGGGUAAAGCAACUCGAAUGAACCAGAAGUGGAGAGGGCCAGACGAGAACAUCAGGGCCAAUUUACGCCAGUACGGGUUAGAGAAGCACUAUCUUGAUAUCCUUGUGUCUGAUGCGUCAAAGCCCAUCUGGAGAAAAGGGCCAUUGUUUGAUGCAAUCAUUACAGACCCCCCAUAUGGCAUUCGGGAGUCGACUAGAAAGACUGGCACACAGAAAGAAAUGAUAAAGACAGACCAAUUUCCAGAAAAUCAUGUGCCUGUGCAGCUGACCUAUCACUUAAGUGAUAUAUUCUUGGACCUGUUGAACUUCGCAGCGGAGUUCCUUGUAGUAGGAGGGAGGUUGGUCUACUGGUUACCUGUGUACAGGCCUGAAUAUACGGAUGAGGUUGUACCCCGGCACCCGUGCCUGAAACUUAUUAGUAACUGUGAACAGAUGCUUUCCAGCCACACGUCUCGCCGCCUGAUAACAAUGGAAAAGGUGAAGGAGUUUGAGGACAAGGACCAGUAUGCACACCUGAAGGAUGGGCAGCAUGCGCUGUAUGAAGGUCACAACUCGUUCCGUGAGAAGUAUUUUAGCGGCUUAACAAAGAGAAUUGCAAGAGGAGAACGAGCCAGAGCCAGAGAUCAGAACUGCAGUGAUUAUAGUUCUACCAAUGAGCGCCAGGUUGUCUGACGUCCAGUGCUUCGUGUUAUUUUACAGAUGGUGCAUCUUAUGGAUGCGGCUGAGAUGGCAGUCUACCUUUCUCAAGUGAAUAUGAAAACCUCUCCACACUUUCAACGUGUAACACGCCAUCUUCCUUCAUACUUUUCCUUAACAGGUCUCGGUCAAUCUCAGUUCUAAAUUACUGACAGGUGUGUGGGAGCCACACAGCUAACGCACAUGCUCCACUCUGUUUUACUGAUGUCUAGUUGAUCCCGAGGAUCGGGUGGAAAUAAGCAUGUUCACUGUGUUAUACAUAUAUAUGGAUACAGACUGUUGAAGGAAUGAAACAACAUGACUGAUGUUGCUCGCCAAGCGUUUUUAUUAGAAUCUACAAAAUGACUUUUCACCUGCCUCUGACCUUGUGUUUUUGUGUCCACCACCCUGAAGGUUUAUGAAGGGGUUAAGCUAACAUAGAACGGUUUCAUAUUCAUUUGGAGGAUUGCAAGGUCUCUGGUUUACAUUCUCGUAUUUUAUUGUAUAUAAACCUGCGCUCUGUAUUUAUAGUCUUUUUAAUGGGAAUUAGCACGGCUAAGUGGCCACAGAGCUGGAGCUCACUGGCUGCUCCGUCUGUCUUUCACAGAGGGAAGUUGCACUGUUUUCUUUUCAGUCUCCAACCUCUGGAAUCUGUUCUUAACAUGUAAGGGUGAUGAAGUGUCCCUCAUUAGGGAGAUUGCUUUCAUUUGUUAUUGUUUGUAAUUGAUACAUAUUAAACACACACAAUCUUGCUUUGUCUUGUUACAGCAGCGUUGUAUGCAGAGGCCCUUUGUGGUUUGUUAUUGGUCUGACCCUGGCCAGUUAUGUUAAGCCCAGAGGACUUGACUGAGACUUUGGAAGGCGAUGGCAUUUUGUUGAGCCUGUCCACAUCUGAAGCUCAUCUGUUCUUUUUCAUUUGUUUUUACAUUCCUACAAUCCGACUUUCUCUUAAGACAGCUGACUUUAUGUUGUUUUUUUUCCUUUCUUUUAUUACUCACAACCUAAAAGACUUUUUUUUGUGGAGCCAUAACAAGUAGGUGUGUGGCUCUUCUUAUGUCUGCACUGAGAUAUUCUCUUUUGAAAUUGAAGCUGUGUUUAGACUUUUAUGUUUCUUUAUUUUUAUUCGGUGCUAACACUUUGCUGAUUUUACCUUGUCACCCUUGGGAAGAUAACUGUAAAGAUGAAUCACUAAUAAUUGUGGUCAGCAAGACCUUUUCUCCUUCCACAUUAACCCUAGUUUACCGGAGGUGAAAAGGACAGGAAGGGCUCUAGCACAACCUAAACUAUUGUGCCAUGAUGUAUUGUGGGUAGACAUGGGAACAAGGCAAAAAACAACAUAAAGAAUGAAGUGUUCCUGAGAACCGUACUCUACAUCAAGCAACCAACAAUUUUCUAUGUGAUAUGUAUGCAUAGCUUUAUGGGUGGAAUCUAUACAGAUUUUUACAUUGGUCUUCCUGUCUGUCUAUACAAUGUUUUGUUUUUAAACAAGGGCUCAUCCCAAAGCUUCAUGUAAAUAAAGUUCCCUGA